Messenger RNA from Pocillopora damicornis (cauliflower coral), 501 nucleotides. RefSeq names its product nuclear protein localization protein 4 homolog. Lineage: Eukaryota; Metazoa; Cnidaria; Anthozoa; Scleractinia; Pocilloporidae. The record is from RefSeq and is a predicted model, not a curated record. Gene Ontology annotation, biological process: ubiquitin-dependent protein catabolic process. Gene Ontology annotation, cellular component: nucleus. Gene Ontology annotation, molecular function: ubiquitin protein ligase binding; ubiquitin binding.
AAAAUUUCUAUUUUGUUUUUCCUUCAGGUGCCGACUGCUUUUCCAAGAGAACCUCAGUUUACUUUCUCCAACCAAAGUCAGGGAGAACCUUUCCCACUUAAGAACCACUCAAGUAUGGGAGAAGUUCAGGAUUUUCACGCUUUAGUGAGAUACUUAAACCAGUUCCCUCCUGGUGAAUUCCUACCUGCUAUGUCCAAUUUUCACCUCUUAGUUUUUCUGGCAACUUCCAACAUCCUUCCUUUAAAGGAUCACUUAGGAGAUCUGUGUAUGGCGAUCAGAAACAAAGAUGCUGAAUUGGCUCGUCGCUGGAGUAAAAGUGAACAGUGGUGCACUGUGAUACAGCUUAUGCAAGUAGCAAAUGGUAAAAUGGUUCCCACAAUAUCUUUUUUUUCUUUCCUAUUAUUUUCUUUCCAUCUGGUUUUGUUUUUUUGUUUGUUUGUUUUUUUUUUGUUUAUUGAAUUCACCCAACCUCCAGAGAGAGGGUCCAUACGCUGGUAUUGA